AUGGCUCACACCAAAACCACCAACUUAUCUUCUCCUUCCUCUUUCUCUUCCUCUUCCUCCUCCACUGCAUCUACUCGACCGAACAACUCAUCGCCUUCACAACAACCGCGGUCCAGCACCAAAACCAAAAACAACAACAACAAGCAUCCAGUCUACCGGGGUGUCCGACUCCGAAGAUGGGGCAAAUGGGUAUCCGAAAUCCGACAACCUCGUCAAAAAACCCGCAUUUGGCUCGGCAGUUUUCCGACACCAGAGAUGGCCGCUAGAGCUCACGACGUAGCCGCCUUAUCCAUAAAAGGUAAUGCGGCUAUUCUUAACUUCCCACAACUCAAAGACACGUUACCAAGGCCUGCUUCUCGUUCUCCACGUGAUGUUCAAGUAGCAGCUGCUAAAGCAGCCUCCAUGCACGUGAGUUUGUCACCGGUGCAUGCGAAACCGCCAUCGUUGUUGUUGAAUGAUGAUGAUGAUGAUGUUGUUUGUAAUGAUGAGUUGGGUGAGAUUGUUGAGUUGCCGAAUUUGGACGGGUGGUUUGAGUCGUCGGAGAUGGAGGUGGUGGUGGAGACGAUGGAUGGGUGGAUGUAUCCGGCCUGGGCGGUGGCUGACAGUGAUGGUUUAACUGGAACUGGCUAGCCACCGGCCAUAUGCCGGAUAAUUUGAUUAUGUUUUGAUACAUAUAGAA
Helianthus annuus (common sunflower) is the source of this 679-nucleotide messenger RNA. RefSeq names its product dehydration-responsive element-binding protein 3. The record is from RefSeq and is a predicted model, not a curated record. Gene Ontology annotation, biological process: regulation of DNA-templated transcription. Gene Ontology annotation, molecular function: DNA-binding transcription factor activity; DNA binding. Bases 1 to 630 code for a protein of 209 amino acids. NCBI's taxonomy places the organism in Eukaryota, Viridiplantae, Streptophyta, Magnoliopsida, Asterales, Asteraceae. The transcript has a single exon.